CAACUUUAACCCUUAGACAAAGGAAGGAUUUCUAUUUAUUUCUCUAUGCUUUAACCUAAAAUGUAAUAAAAACAAUAAUCCCCAAAUAAAAACAAUUUCAGUACAAAAAAGUGUCCUACUUGGAAUGGAAUCGACAGUAAUGUCUCUAGAAAAUACUUGACUGUAUUGUAACAUUAUAUGCAAUUAACAGAUAACAAAGUUAAAUACAAUGAAAAUCGAAGAUAUUGAAGAGAAAAUUAAAAAAUACGAACUCUAUAUUGAAGAAGACCUUAAGAACGAUUUGAAGAAAGUGGAUGAUACCCUACGAUUGAAAAAUAGUAUGUAUCAAGAAUGGGAGGAAGUUGAAAAUAUGUCAAAAACUAUUCAGGAGUUCAACGAAAAAGAUAGGGAUAUGCUUUUGAAAUUGGAAUUGGGAGAUGGUGUAUUAGUUCAAGGCGAAGUAACAAAUUUUAACGACGUCUUUGUUGACAUAGGACUUGGACAUAUCCUAAAAAUGGAACCUGUGGAAGCUAUAAAAUAUGCAGGAAUUAGAAAAAACAUAUUAAAAAAAGAAGUUGAUCAUAACCGAAAACUUGCUGUGGAAAUAAAAACCCGUAUCAAGUUUACUCUAUUAGCUAUAAGUGAAUUACAAUCUACAAUUUUACCUCCUGAACAAGAGAAAAAAAGAUAAUGUUCUGUAAACCAGUAUUCAUUAAUGAAAAUUAAUAUGAUAUUUCCACCUACACUUAAUAUGUUUUUCAUAAAUACAAAUUUGAGUGAAUUAAAAUUAGUAGGAUUAAUGCCUAA
Harmonia axyridis is the source of this 786-nucleotide messenger RNA. RefSeq lists its product as uncharacterized. The record is from RefSeq and is a predicted model, not a curated record. Lineage: Eukaryota; Metazoa; Arthropoda; Insecta; Coleoptera; Coccinellidae. Bases 209 to 670 code for a protein of 153 amino acids. The transcript has a single exon.